Medioppia subpectinata is the source of this 201-nucleotide messenger RNA. Lineage: Eukaryota; Metazoa; Arthropoda; Arachnida; Sarcoptiformes; Oppiidae. The record is from the annotation of a GenBank genome assembly.
AUGAUUUUCAUUCAUAAAUCAGUGAUCGAAGUGAGCGAAGAGGGCACCGAAGCCUCGGCCGCCACAGGGGCUGAACUCAUGCUUUUCUCGUCUCUUUCACUCGACUCAAUCGACUUCAAAGUGAACCGUCCGUUCAUUUACUUUGUCAGAAAUAAGAAUACCGGCAUCAUUUUAUUUAUGGGAUUAAUUAACCAAUUAUAA